UUCAGCAUUUUCCCCAAUGAGGGCCAGCACCUCGCCUUCUCAAGCCAGCCUUCUUUGGGGAAUUGUUGUUCAGGCGGCUGUCCUGCACCACCUGCUCUUUUUGGGGAUAACCCGGUCAGGGCACGCCCCAGGCCCGGGGCUCCUUCCCCGGUCAAGGGACGAACGUUCCGAACUCUGGGGAUAUUUCCAGAGCUCGGAACCUUCGCCCCGGGACAGCACGCCGCUCACGCAUAUUAGCAGUCCCACUUUAUUGUCAGUGAGGCGAACUCGUAAAAUGAUGUUUUAUAUAAACAAGGUUUGGGAGGAGCUGAUCAGUCAAUGAACUCGGCUGGCUUUCAAUCAUUAAUCAAUGAACAUGGCUGGCUCUUAAUCACUAAUCAAUGAACUUGGCUGGCUCUCAAUCACUAAUCAAUGAACACAGCUGGCUCUCGAUGAUUAAGCAAUGAACACGGCUGGUUAUCAAUCACUAAUCAACACAACAACUUAGUACCAGCUCUAUAAAUAAUCAUAGAGUCCUUACCCUCAAUUCUCUGGGAAAUUAUUGCAAACCCACCUCCACCCCUUCGCCUCACUAAGUACAUUUAGCUCAGCACCGGGGAUAACCCGGUCAGGGCACGCCCCAGGCCCGGGGCUCCUUCCCCGGUCAAGGGACGAACGUUCCGAACUCGGGGGGUAUUUCCCGAGCUCGGAACCUUCGCCCCGGGACAGCACGCCACUCACGCAUAUUAGCAGUCCCACUUUAUUGUCAGUGAGGCGAACUCGUAAAAUGGUAUUUUAUUAUUUAGAUGUAUGAAAAUUAUUUUACAUUCUACUUGUAUGGUUGAUGCUGUACAUUUUGUUAUUAAUGUUUUACCUGUCUUACACACUGUUGAACUUCUGAAUUAAGACACCCCCACAUAAUUUGCUUACUAAUACUAAAGUGAAAAGCUGUCAUCUGUUGUAACAGGAAAUAAUUUUAGACUUCUGCUUUGAGUGUCUGACUGUACUGCUGUAGGUAAGGUUUCUCCAUUGUAUGGGUAUUUUUUUGUGUUUUGGCAUGGUUAAAACAUUGAAUUAAGCAAUAAGCACUUAAAGUGUUUUGAUGUCUAUUUAGAGCACUUGAGAUGUCUCUUUUUCUGUUUGUGACUCUUCUGGUCAUCACAUCUGCAUCAUUACCUGCAUCCUCAGGAAACACUCCUUAUGUAGUAUUACCAAGAAACAUAACAGCAUUGAGUGGUUCGUGUGUACAGAUACCCUGCACAUUCAACGUCUCAGAUUUUGAGGACAAAUUGAGGACUACAAAGGGGAUAUUUGGUUAUUGGUUAAAGAGGACAUAUCAGUUCAGCGAUUUUGUUUUCAAUAGCAGUGGACCCAUCAUUAAUGGAUUUAGUCUUAUAGAGAUGGUUGGAAAUCUCAGUCGGCGUGAAUGCAGCACUGUUUUCUACAAUGUCAAGAACAAUCAUUCAGACGUCUACUUUUUCAGGAUACAAAUGGAGCCAAACAUAUUAAGAUUUACAUUUGCCAACCCAGUAAACAUUAAUGUCUUGGAUGUGGCGAAGCCUCCUAAACUCAAUGAUGUACCAGAAGUGAUGGAAGGCACUGCAGUGAAUCUGAUCUGCUCUGCUGAAGUUCCCUGCCCCAAACAACCUCCUACAUUAUCCUGGACUAACAUCCCCAAAUCUGCCAACAUUACAACACGGUUACAGGAGAAACCUGAUAAAACUCAUUCAGUGUCUUCCUCAAUGACCUUCAAUGCUUCAUACAUGGAUCACAGGAUGAACAUCUCCUGCACUGCAACAUAUCCAAGAAACAUCUCCAAUAACACAACUGUGAACAGCACAGUAAUGCUACAAGUUUUAUUUCCUCCAAAAGAAACUCAUAUUAUUAUCGAACCAUCGGCUUCAGUCUCUCUUGGCACUAAUGCGACUUUAACCUGCAAGAGCAAAGCUAAUCCAUCAUAUGACCUGAACUACACCUGGUACAAAAGAGGAGAGCUGAACCUUUGGGCUUCUGGAGAGCAAAUAAUCAUCAACGUCAGCAGGACCAAUGUUGGCUGGUACUCCUGCAGGGCAGAGAACAAACAUGGUUCCCAAAAAUCAAAAGAGGUACUGCUGAAUGUUGAAGGUCCAUUACAAUCCUCUGUGCUUCUGAUCGCAGGCCUUAUAGGAGCAUUUUCAGCUUUGCUUUUGCUCUUUCUUCUAGUAAUACUUUAUAGAAGAGUACAAAGAGCAAAAGCAUCUAAUGAACUCACUGUUGGGGUAACAGGUGUCUCAGAUCAGGGCAGGAAGCACAACCUACAGCCUGAUUAUGUUAACAGUGAUUUUGUUAAAAGUGUGAUGUGCCAACGGAUGAGAAGGACAUAAAUGCACCGUGGGAAUAAUAUAUGGUUAAUUUCCCUGUGACGAAGAUUAAUUUCCAUACUUUAUCAUAAACAUGAAUGAACCAUAAAAAUGUAAACUUUUUAACAGUAUAUAUAUAUCAGUUUGGAUUGUCUCAUGCAUAUGCAAGUUUGUUAUAAAUGAUUUUGCAAAUGCAGCAUCUGUAAAUUAAAGAUAUAUUUAGGAAUUUAGGAAUUGAGCUUGUUAAAGAAAUGAAAAAAUAUAAUACAUUUUAUCCUGUAAUGCUUGUGCAAAACUGUUUAGGUUUAUUCUGAAAGUUUGACAUAUAAUUUUGUGACUUGUUUAUGUUAAUGUAAUAGGAUAACUUUUUAUUAGACCCACCUUUAAAGCCCCA
Molecule: messenger RNA, 2712 nt
Organism: Misgurnus anguillicaudatus (oriental weatherfish)
Lineage: Eukaryota; Metazoa; Chordata; Actinopteri; Cypriniformes; Cobitidae
Source: RefSeq, a predicted model, not a curated record